AGGCCGCCCCGUUCCGCCCGGCCAACGCGGUCGAGAUCUGGGCGGGCAGGCAGCAGGAGGAGGACAGGCGGCAGGCGGCGGCGGCCGAAGACCUGGCGAGGUCCCCCGAGGCCCAGGCGCGGAAGUUGCGGGGCCUGGACGAGGAGGCGCUGCUCAGGAAUAAUCCGCACAAUGAGCACUUCGAUGGCCUGACAGAGGGCGGCCGGAACUUCGCAGCCAACUCCAGGCGGGCGCCGUCGGCAUCUCCCGCGAGGACGACGAGCAGCGUGGCCCACUCGGCGGUCUACAUCGAGGGGUCCGACGACGCUGCGGCGAGCGCGGCUCCUCCGGCCGCCGGCUGGAGCGGCGGCAUGGAGCAG
Prorocentrum cordatum is the source of this 359-nucleotide messenger RNA. NCBI's taxonomy places the organism in Eukaryota, Dinophyceae, Prorocentrales, Prorocentraceae. The record is from the annotation of a GenBank genome assembly.